AUUACCGGGGGCUGGCUCGUCCCCGGUCGCAUUAAAGCAGGAGCUGCAGCAGCUGCUCACACAUCAAAGGAUCUCCUUCCCUUACUCGCUGCAGCCCUCGUCUUCGGCAGGUCCACUGGACGGUGGAGCAUUUUCAUUUUUAAUUUAAAAUUUUUUUUAGUCCGGGCUGCAUAACGGGACACAACGGACAUACUCAGAAUUUUCCUAAUCCACGUGGAGCCGAGUCGAGAUGAUGCACUGAGGAGACAACAGCACAGGCUCCCCGGUUGUGUUCAUCCUGAGGCUGCAGCGAACGGAGGGGGGAUUGCGGUAUAACAAGGUUAAUAAUCAGUAAAGGUCGUCUCUGUGAGCGGGAACCGACCUGAAAGAGUGAAUCUCGCCCCGGUGUGGGGGGAUCGGCGGAGAAUCAAGCCUAUAAAAAAUUAUGGCCACCCUACUGCGGAAGAUCGGUCUGAUCCGUCUGCACGACCGAGACACCGAGGAUCCAAAGCACCACCAGGGCUCGUUAAAGGGGACCAAAGGGAACCAGAAAAACAACGCCAACAAACACUGUCAGACCGCUAACGAAACCAACAUCCUGAGUACCCCGGAGAUUAAGGCGAGGAAGCUGGAACAGCACGGCAAGGACAAGCCGUCCGGCAAGGAUAAGCAGGGCAAGGAUGCGAAAGAGAAGCAGCAGACGGGAGGAGGCGGGAGUAAAGCGACCAGUGCCUCCUCCAUACCACCGCUGGCGCCUCACCGGCAACACUGCACCCAGGUCCGGACGCGGAGGUUGAUGAAGGAGCUACAGGAGAUCAGGAGGUUAGGGGACAACUUUAUCACAGUGGAGCUGGUGGAGGACAACCUGUAUGACUGGAACGUCAAGCUGCACCAGGUUGACAAGGACUCCGCACUGUGGCAGGACAUGAAGGAGACCAGCACUGAGUUCAUACUGCUCAACGUCACCUUUCCCGACAAUUUCCCCUUCUCGCCGCCUUUCAUGCGGGUCCUGACGCCCCGGCUGGAGAACGGCUACGUGCUGGACGGAGGGGCCAUAUGCAUGGAGCUGUUGACCCCUCGAGGAUGGUCCAGCGCCUACACGGUGGAGGCGGUCAUGAGGCAGUUUGCUGCCAGCCUCGUAAAAGGACAGGGCCGUAUUUGUAGGAAAGCAGGGAAGUCCAAGAAAGCUUUCAGUCGUAAAGAAGCCGAGGCCACCUUCAAGUCCCUGGUGAAGACCCACGAGAAGUAUGGCUGGGUGUCCCCGCCCGUGUCCGACGGCUGAGCGCUCGGCCGGCGAUUCCUCGACCCCCGCGCUAGCCGGACAAACCCAGCUAGCCCCGACACGCAAAACGACACACCACGCUAACUCAACAAUCUCUCAUCUCCACCUUUUGCUGUUUUACCCCAGAUAUUUUUUUCUGGUUUUGUGUGUCCUCGUUGCUUUUGCUUUUUGUCAUCAUCUUCACCGAAACUACUGUUGGAGAGCUGAAAUGACGCCAUCAUUGUAGCUCCUUCACCAAGAAAACCUCCCUCUCGCCCAGGGAUUCUUUCUCCUAUUUCAGAAAGGCCCGAGAGGGAGGUGUAUGCGUAUGUGUGUGUUUGUCGCUCCAUCAGACUUUACAUGGGAGUGUGUGCGCGUGCAUCAGAGUGCACGUUAAUUUUUUUUUUUGUUGUUGUUGUCGUUUAUUUUUGUUUCCCAACGCACAUCCAUGCAUGUGCAAUCGGACAAAUCAGACAGUGUGGAUUUUUCCACCAUGUUAAAGACUACUGAAUGAAGGAGACCUGUCUCCCUCUCCUGUCCUUGCCACCCCAACGUCUUUUUUUCCAUCCUCCGUUCCUCUCUUCUCUUAAGCACUGAACUGGUAUUACACCCCACCGUCUCUCUCUCUCUCUCUCUCUGUAGCUGUCGGGUCAUUUACAUAUAAAUGAAGCUGUUAAUGUUUAAUAGACGGGGAGCGCAGUGGCGUUUAUUCUCACUAUUCUCACUCAUUCACUCCUUCAUUUCCUUUUUCUUUCGACUGUGCCGUUGCUCACAGUUCAAUGCAACAUGAAGAUUGUAUUUUACAUGGAGCUGUGCUCUCUCUCUCUCUCUCUCUCUCUCUCUCUCUCUCCCUCUCUCUCUCUCUCUCUUUCUUUCUUCAACUCGCUUUUUUUCUCUUUUUUCUCUCCGUCUCUCGUGACUAAAUUUAGAGCUCACUGUUGCGUAGGUGGAUAUUGAUUUUUAAUGGAGAAAAAACGUCACAUGUUGCUUUAUGCAGAGACUAUGUAUGAUAAUUAGGAUGACAGGCAGUCACUUCUCUUUCUUUCUCUCCCUGCUCUUACGUUUGUGUGUGUUGUAGUGAAAGCAAGAAGACUAUAAUUCCCAUGAUUUAGAUACCAGAUGGUACAGCUGAAGGCCAGGCCUCGGUAUAUGUGUGUGCGUGUGUUUGAAGAAGGGAACAACACUCUUUUUAAAGAGAGAGAAAUAGAAUUUUCUGUGAAUGACACUGAAGCCUAAAGGGAGGUUUUCGUUUAGUUUUUUUGCUAAAUUGUGCGCCAUCUUGCUCCAUUGUCUAUGUCAGCUCCUGAUAGUUAUUACUGUAAACACGUGUGCAGUUGUGACCGAAUAUCUACGUGCACAUAGCCUCGUCUGUCUCUUUAAAAUCCAUGUAAAGGUUGGUAGAAAAUAUGCUUCGGAUGUUUAGCUCUGAAUACACACACAUUCACAUGACACGCACGCACUCCUUUUGCCCGCGCACCUACGGACACGGCAGCAGCGGCGGCGGCAGUAACACCUAGAAACUUAGCCAGGCAGGAGCUGGAGCGCCGCUGUGGAUGGAGUGGUGUUUUUAAAUGAGUGCACGCUUCAGAGCCCGUCUGAUUGAUGUCUGCUGAACGAGAGAGACUGAGGGCAGCCGGGAGAGGAGGAAGAGGAGAAGAAGAACAGAGGGAGAGAAGGGAAUUGCGGGAGCUUUGAUCACUGCUGGCUGCUUUUCGAAAAUGUCAGGUGGCUUGCAAAAUGGCCGAGGACAGAUAUUAGCUGCUGUACCUGCUGUGAUUACUUAAGAGGCACUGAGUUCCAUCGUUUAAAAAGACUUUAUAAAUAUCUAAUACUAACUGCACGGCUGCAGCGACGUCAGUCAAAAUCAGUCGAGGGCCUGCUAUCUGUCCAUCCAGUCCAGUGGGCUCCUUGUGUGUUUGUUUUGCUAUCUGCCAGUUAAAUGUCAGAGGGAAAGCUGCUAAUUGGUUUGACAUUUCAGCAGAGCGUCAUUAGAGAAGAACAGCGAGAGCACAAGGAUGGAGGAUGUCAAACCUCCCGCUCGGUACUGACAUUUUGCCACUUUCCUCUCCUGCUCUGUUUGGAGGGAAGGGGUUUAGGUGAGGGGAGGUUGGGGUAUUGGAACAUCCCAGUGCCAGUUAGCUCUCAGUGGGCCCAAUCGUCGAGCGGGUUGUUAAAACUGCAGAGACACGCUGCAACGUUUGGGUUGGGUCGGCCUCAAAGCUCCCCUUGUGCUGCGUUCGUGGUCAACAACAAAUGCCCGUCUGUGUUCGAGCGCACGUGCAAGCAAAUAUGUGCAUUAACCUCCCAUCAUGGAAAAAAAAAAACGGCAAAAGAGAUAAAAACAAUUCACCAUCUGGUAUGUGAUCAUGUAGGAAAAGCGUGUUUAGUCCUCUUUGAAUUUGGCUCGUCAUUUCAGGGUCGAUUGUAUAGUGAUCUCUCGACUUGUCAGCGGAGAAAACUGUAAACUGAAUUAUUAUUAAGACAAAAUAUCUCGAAAAGCUGAGUGUUUGCUGGUUUCAAGAGAAUAAUUUUGUGAUAUAGUUUAGACUGGUAGUUUGCAGACACUAACUGGGUGACCUGAUUAUGUUGUAUUAUAUCUGCAUGUGAUAUGUGAUUGGUAGCUAGCUACUGUAUAUCUUUUUUCAAGAAAAGCAAGAAAAAAUAUGGGGAAAAAAUGCAAAUGCUUCUCUUUUCUUGGUAAUAUUUUUCUUUUCUUUUUGGGUUUCUGUAAUGUAUGUAUUAUUUUCUUUUCUUUCUCAAGCGUCCUAAAUAUGUCACAUUGUGUUAUAUGAAUGUUUGUGUUUUAAUUUAUUUGUGGUUUGCCAAAAUGAAGAUUUGAAGCAUGUUGCAGGUAUUGUCACAAGAAAACGAGAAGAAAAAAUAACUACUAUGAAUGAUAGCCUAUGUAUUUGUGUGAUCGGGGGAGGUGUGUUUAUUUGGGGGGGAUUUCAGGGAACAAAGAAGGAUAGAAGGUUUGAAAGCCUCAAGAUUCUAAAGGAAGUACUUAGGGAGCGCAUCAAAGUGGAAUGAAGACGAUUCCCUUGCUCCUUUGAAUACUUCCUAGUCCCCUCCAUGAUGUCACUACUGUCCCUUCCCCGUUGGUCCUGCUCUAGACAGUGAUUUGGCUUGUGGGUAAUGCAGUCAACACAAAGAUCUGGACUGAAGUUCCCCUCAGUCACAGAUCAACGAUCAGUAUAACUUCCCAAUGCUCCUAAUCUAACUCACAAAGGGAAUCUGACCUGUGAUCAGUUACUCUGGGCAACUAUGUCCCACUCCUGACUCGAGUGUUUGGACGAGACCGAGGUCGUAAAAUUUCAAAAAGGUGAAAGGUCGUCGCAAGACCAAACAGGAAUGUGCAAUAAAAGUUACAGCUUAUUCAAACUGA
Messenger RNA from Mugil cephalus (flathead mullet), 4625 nucleotides. It is a transcript of the gene ube2ql1, whose product is annotated as ubiquitin-conjugating enzyme E2Q family-like 1. The record is from RefSeq and is a predicted model, not a curated record. Bases 425 to 1261 code for a protein of 278 amino acids. The transcript has 3 exons. Lineage: Eukaryota; Metazoa; Chordata; Actinopteri; Mugiliformes; Mugilidae.